UAGAUCAAGAGGUCUGCGGCGGCUUUGGGAAAAACACAGGGGAAGCAGCGGCUUUGGAAAAUAGCAGAAUGUUUUUGUUCUGAAGAAAGCUCCAUGUCUUUUGAAUGAAUUGGUCCUCAAUGCACUGAAUAAGAUGGAUUUUAAAAGCUAAUUACACCUAGUUGCAUCCUGAUGAGACUUCAGAUCACCAUAAGGAGAAAAGUCUCUAAAUCCUUCUUAAAAUGAUAUUAGCUACAAAGAAAUGAGAGCCAAACUCAUCAGAAGAGGCUGAGGUCACGGGAGAAAUGUCUUCAACAUCUGAAGGGAAGAUGAUUGUGAAAAUGGAGUUCAAACAAUGAGAUGUGAGAGCAAAAUAAAGAGACUUUCCAACCUGAGACGAUGCAGAAGAACGGAGUUCUGAACAUUGACCCAAGGAAGCGCCUUGAGCUGAAGGUAUAGUAUAUUAUUUACACUGAAGGAGCUCUUGUGUGGACAAGAAAGUGCUGACGGGCCAAAUGGAUCCCAUGGAACUGAGAAAUGUCAACAUGGAGCCCGACGAAGAGAGUAGCAGUGGAGAAAGUGUUCAAGACAGCUACACGGGGGUGGGCAGCUCCCAAAAGGCAGCCAUGAGCAGUCAAUUUGCUAAUGAAGAUGCUGAGAGUCAGAAAUUCCUAACAAAUGGAUUUUUGGGGGAAAAGAAGCUGGCUGGUUACUCCGAUGAGCAUCACCCCGGAACUACUUCGUUUGGAAUGUCCUCAUUCAACCUCAGUAAUGCCAUCAUGGGCAGUGGGAUCCUGGGCUUGUCCUACGCCAUGGCCAACACAGGGAUCGUUCUUUUUAUAAUCCUUCUGCUUACCGUGGCGAUAUUGUCGCUGUACUCAGUUCACCUUUUACUAAAGACAGCCAAGGAAGGAGGGUCUUUAAUUUAUGAAAAAUUAGGGGAAAAGGCAUUUGGAUGGCCUGGAAAAAUUGGAGCCUUUGUUUCCAUUACGAUGCAGAACAUUGGAGCCAUGUCAAGCUACCUCUUUAUCAUUAAAUACGAGCUACCUGAAGUAAUCAGAGCAUUCAUGGGACUUGAAGAAAAUACUGGGGAGUGGUACCUCAACGGCAACUACCUCGUUGUGUUUGUGUCUGUGGCCAUUAUCCUUCCACUUUCCCUUCUUAAAAAUUUAGGUUACCUUGGUUAUACCAGUGGAUUUUCUCUUACAUGCAUGGUGUUUUUUGUCAGUGUGGUGAUUUACAAAAAAUUUCAAAUACCCUGCCCUCUGCCUGUACUGGACCACAAUGUUGGAAAUCUGACAUUCAACGACACUCUUCCAAUGCACGUGAUAAUGUUGCCCAACAACUCGGAGAGCACUGGUGUGAACUUCAUGAUGGACUAUGCCCACCACAACCCUGCAGGGCUGGAUGAGAACCAGGCUAAGGGCUCUCUUCACGGCAGUGGAGUGGAGUACGAAGCGCACAGUGAUGACAAGUGUCAACCCAAAUACUUUGUAUUCAAUUCCCGGACGGCCUAUGCGAUCCCUAUCCUAGCGUUUGCUUUCGUGUGCCACCCUGAGGUACUUCCCAUCUACAGCGAACUGAAAGAUCGGUCCCGGAGGAAGAUGCAGACGGUGUCCAAUAUCUCCAUCACAGGGAUGCUUGUCAUGUACCUGCUCGCUGCCCUCUUUGGCUACCUGACCUUCUAUGGAGAAGUUGAAGAUGAGUUGCUUCAUGCUUACAGCAAAGUAUACACGUUUGACACCCCCCUCCUUAUGGUUCGCCUGGCCGUCCUGGUGGCUGUGACAUUGACUGUGCCCAUUGUCCUGUUUCCAAUUCGAACAUCGGUGAUCACCCUGCUGUUUCCCAAGAGGCCCUUCAGCUGGGUGAAACAUUUCCUCAUCGCCGCUGUGAUUAUCGCCCUCAAUAAUGUACUGGUCAUCCUUGUGCCCACUAUCAAAUACAUCUUUGGAUUCAUAGGGGCUUCCUCUGCCACUAUGCUGAUCUUCAUUCUUCCAGCAGCUUUUUAUCUCAAGCUUGUCAAGAAAGAACCUCUUAGGUCACCCCAAAAGGUUGGGGCUUUAAUCUUCCUCGUGACUGGGAUUAUCUUCGUGAUGGGAAGCAUGGCACUCAUUAUAAUUGACUGGAUUUACAACCCUCCGAAUUCCAAACAUCAUUAAUCCCAGGGAAAAGCUUUUCUAUUAGAAAUGGCUAAGAUUAUGCGCCAGAGGACAUUCUAGUUGCCGUGAUUAGAAUAUUAUUCGGAGGAAAUAACAGGACAAUUCCAAAGACAUUUACUAGAUGUAUCACCAGACACUUGUGGAAGAGAGAGUUGUGGUUUUGUCGAGAAUGUCUAUUGAUGCAUUAAAAGUCUGUGGUGCACAUUUUGACCCAAGUCUUCUAGAGCGGUGUAUGACGAUCAAGGUGUGUUUUUUGCUGCACUACAAGCAGAAUCUGGUUUGGCUGCAUAUCUUGGUUAGCAGACAAUAACCUUUGCCCAUGUCCACUCCCCACCCUUCACCACCCGAAAUUAACAAAUAAUUGUAUUCUCAGAACAUCAAACAAAAAUGCCCUGGUGGUAAAGCUAGCACCACUUCUGAUCCCCCCCCGCCCCACCAUCUUACUCCAGUGCUAGGGGUCUGUUGACUGACAGAGGCAGAGGCAGAGCAUGUGGACUGUCCUUGUGAGGUACAGGAAUGAUGUGUAUCCGUCUAGAGCAGUCGUUCUUAACACAAAAGUAGUAGUUUGCUAAACCUGCUUUCAACACUGAACUCGUGACUUUUUCAUUUGAUAGAUUUUCUUAAUGGUAAAUGUUAAAAUAUCUUACUAAAUGUGAGGGAGUUUUACUUAAAUUAUAGAGAAACAAUAAAAAAGGCUCAUAGCUAAACUGCCCAGUGCGGAAGCAUCUCCUUCUUCACGUUCUUAGUUUUUGUCACACUUUUGUCCUUGAACAAGGCUCUCCCUCUUGUCUUCCAUUCUCAUUAAUAACUUUCAGAAGCUCACAGUUCAUAUGGAGACAAACUCCCCAGGAUUGUUCAAUACAUUUUUAUCUGAUAAAUAUUCAGUGCAGGAACCUGUGAUUUUGCUAUGUUUGUGUAUAUAAUCUCAUUCAGUAGUCAUUGGACUGUCAGUAUCAAUGUAUGGUACGUUUGAUUUUCCUUUUUUACGUGUGCAGUUUUCUUCACAGUCAAGCAUUUAUAUUAUUGGGGUGGGGCAGGGAAUUCAGUUGGUGGGCUCAAAAGUCCAUUUGUACGUGUCUGCCUAUUGGAGAUAUUUAAAAUUUGAAACCAAAGUUAUACAUAGUUCAGUAAUGCUCUUCAGUGUUUACAAUGAUGUAAUCAUCGACAAGAAAGUUUUAAAGAAGAAGCUCUUUAUUUGUAAAUAAUUUUCAACACAAAGGUUGUUUUUUCUAGCAUGUCUACCAUAGGAUUUAGUUCAUUUUAGCUUGCAUAGGCAUUUGGUGACAUUCAUUUAUCAUUAAUAUAAUGUCAAGUGAUUAGAAAUAAAACACUAACACUGCAAAGGAAUACGGACUACUGUUCUUGUUCACCUCCUUAGGAUACUCAAACGGAAUGAGCUUCCCAGUUACUACUCGCUGCCUAGAACUUGUGGAGCUCACUGUUAGUUUUUUCAAGUCAGUAACAAGAAUAUGUCUUGUGUAUUUUACAUCUCAGUAAAGCUAAGCAUGAAAUUUAAGUGUCACACAAGUAAUGACGGCAUAAGUCAGAGUCUAACAGUCUUUUUCUGUAGUGAUACCUAAGAAAGUAUACAUUUGUUUGAUGUGUUAUUUUCUGGAGGCAAAAUUACUAUAAAGUGGCGUGUUUUGUUAUGGAAAUUGAGCAUUACUAGAAACUAUCAUAACUUUUAAGUUACUAUGAUUUGGAAAAAAAAAUCACUCAGCAGCAGCUUUUAAGAUGUCUGUCCAUUUUUAUCACCUAAAGAAUAUAUCAAGAAAGUAGAAAAGGUGUCUACGGAAUGUUAAGGGUGUUUAAUCUGAACAUAUUUAAAUGUAAAUAUUAAAGACUAAUCCAAAAUAUUGGAAACUGUAAAGUCUGUAUAUAUUUUGAAUAUUUUACAUUUAAAAUGACUGACUUGAAAAUAUCAGCACGUGUAAUGAUGUGAAAGUUCAAGAGCAAUACCACAGUGCCGGUAGUAAACACCAUUCUCUCUUGUGGCCACUUCCAGGUUUAGCGUUCAUGAAGACUGCAGGGCAGGCAUACACAUGGCACCUUGUUCUGGUUAAUUUAACCCCGUUUGUAAACAGAUACAAACUUUAUUUUCUUAUUUCAUUUAUAAGAUGGGUCAAUGUAUUGGGAGGCUUUUUUAUUAGAGAAAGUGUAUAUUGGUAUAUAAUAAAUGAACUUUUCAAAUGAC
This is a messenger RNA of Nannospalax galili (Upper Galilee mountains blind mole rat), 4332 nucleotides long. It is a transcript of the gene Slc38a4, whose product is annotated as solute carrier family 38 member 4. Bases 495 to 2138 code for a protein of 547 amino acids. The transcript is spliced from 16 exons. The record is from RefSeq and is a predicted model, not a curated record. Gene Ontology annotation, molecular function: amino acid transmembrane transporter activity. Gene Ontology annotation, biological process: amino acid transmembrane transport. Lineage: Eukaryota; Metazoa; Chordata; Mammalia; Rodentia; Spalacidae.